CAUCGAACUGUCAACACAGCUAAAACACGCGUGCGGCAUUUGCAGCACAUUUUGCGAGAAGAAGCACAGUAGUAAUGCGCGUAGCUAAAGUUUUUUAGUGAAAUUACCCAACACAGCACGUAUUUACAAUGGUUAAAUCAACGGCAUUAUCGCCGCCCGCGGCGGACAAAAUCCUGGCACUCAAACCGCAGGUGACCAAAUUCCGCAAGUACACAAAGUACCCGGGAAAUUACUUGAAGCUGCAGAAACCUCUAGCUAAAAAGUUGAAAUUGUUGGUGAAACAAAUAUAUGACCAUGGAACGAAAAAUCCUAUUGUGGGGCACGAACAACCGCUCCCGUACCUCGACGAGCUGGUCACGGAGGAGAUGGAUAAUGAGCAAAUCUGGCAGCAGCUCGAGCUCAAGAAUGACCAUUUCAUCGAGCAGGACCUGAAACAGUUUCUAGACGUCGUGUCAAAGAACGAAAAACGUUUGCAACUUGCGUACAGCACAAAACCCGCAUCUCAGGUGGAUGGUUCCGACGAUGGUUCCAUGUCUGCCGAUGAGGCGCACGAUGAAUCGGACGAAGAAAACGGGAUUAAUGGAGACGGAAUGGAUUCAGAGGAUGAGGAGAACGAGGCAAACGGAAAUGGGAUGGAUUCGGAUGAAGCGGAAGAAGCACCGAGAAAGGCGAAGAAACAGAAGAAAAAGGAGAAGAAACAAUCUAAGGCAAAGAAAUCGGUUGUAGACGAUCGGUUCUUCAGGCUGGAUGAUAUGGCGAAGUUUUUGGAUGAGGAAGAUGAACGUGAAAGACGAAAGCAGUACGGACUGGCCGAGAGAAACCCGCUGAUCGAGAUUGAUUAUUUUGAUGAGCAUACUGGAGAGGACGGUGAGGAUGGCGCUGACUUGAAAUAUGCCGAUUUCUUCGAUGACGAAGACGACGAGGAAGAUGAUAGCGAAGACGACGAGGAGGACGAAGACGCAGAAGACGAGGAGGAGGACGAGGAUAUGGAAAAUGAAGCUAACAGUGAUGACGCUGAAGUGGAGGAUGAAGAAGAGGAUGAAAACGACAAGGAACCGAAACAGGAUGAUGGUGAACUAUCCGAUGAGGCGGAAAUGGAACGCAACCGGAAGCUACGGUUCGAAAUCUACAAAGGAGAAGGAGGCUUUCCCUCAUCGCUAGAAAGUCCUGCCAAGAGGACGGCCAUUGAUCAGCCGGAUUCGAGCGAUAGCGAAAGUGAGGAUGAGAAAAAGCAAGGCAAAGACGAUGGACCAAAAUCCUCGUACGAACUUCGGCAGGAGAAGCUCAAAGAGAAGAUAACGCAAAUGGAAUCGAAGCUGCUGAAAGAUAAACCGUGGCAGCUGAAGGGUGAAAUUUCGGCCGAAACAAGACCGAAGAACUCGUUGCUUGAGGAGGUGCUAGAGUAUGAGCACACAACUCGCCCUGCGCCGGUAAUAACGGAGGAAACGACGAUGCGGCUGGAGGAUAUCAUUAAGCAGCGCAUAAGAAACAAAGCGUUUGAUGAUGUGGAAAGGAAGGUGCGUCCACCUGAGAAUCCUCGCGAGUACCGUAAACAGUUGGUGCUGGAUGGCGAGAAGAGUAAGGAGUCCUUGGCCAAGGUGUACGAGCAGGACUAUUUGAAGCAGCUCGAGAAAGCUAAUCCCGACGCGGAUGUUCAAGCAAACGAAGAAGAAGAGGAACCGAAAGAGCAUAAAGAAAUUCGUCAGAUGAUGAAAGUGGUCCUUGCCCAACUGGAUGCACUCUCCAACUUCCACUACACGCCACGCCCGGCCGCACCGGAGUUGAAGAUUCUUACCAACACGCCUGCCAUCAGCAUGGAAGAGGUGGCACCGGUAGCCACGAGCGAUGCCAAUCUGCUCGCACCCGAGGAAGUUCACCGUCGGCCAAAGGGAGACGUCAUGUCCAAGGAGGAACGCACCAAGACAGAUCAGAACCGCGAACGGCGGUUGAAGAAGCGCUUCCAACAAGCAAAGUUCCGUCGCGAAGCGGAACGCGAGCAGAAACAGCUCGAAAAGGCUGGAAACAACAACUCCAAACAGAACCGAGCACUGCAGACAUCGCUGCUGAAGAAGGUGACGAAAGCGAAAAAUGUACAGCAAAUGGUGGAAACAUCGUCCGGACCGGCCAAGUCUUCCAGUGCGUUCUUCUCGCAGCUGCAGGAUGAGGUUCGUUCACAGGUAAAGGCGAAGGCGGACGGUACGGUGAAAAAGAAGAAGAAAAAUACGGACAACUUGAUAGCCAGCAGUUUGAAGCUGUGAGAAAUGUGUAAAACAGAUGUAAGUGUUAAUAAAGGGGAAAUCUUGUUUCUUCAGCAAAUAAUUA
Molecule: messenger RNA, 2322 nt
Organism: Anopheles stephensi (Asian malaria mosquito)
Lineage: Eukaryota; Metazoa; Arthropoda; Insecta; Diptera; Culicidae
Product: U3 small nucleolar ribonucleoprotein protein MPP10
Exons: 4
Coding region: 129-2258 (709 amino acids)
Biological process (GO): rRNA processing
Cellular component (GO): small-subunit processome; Mpp10 complex; nucleus
Source: RefSeq, a predicted model, not a curated record